UUAAAUGUCUAAUGGAUGUGUCACUGGAGGCAUCUGGCCAGGCUGGUUUGCCAUCUGUAUGUGUUUAUUGAGAGGGUGUCACCGAUAGUAGCAAUUAAAUGUGAUUUCUAUGGCAUGCCUGCUUUGAGAAACACUGCUUUUAGUCCCCUUCUUAAUUUUUUGGGUCUCAAAAUAAUGGUAGCACUCUUUUUCUCAUCAGUGUUUCCCCUUCUCGUGAUUUACCUCGUGUUACUUGGAAUUUUUCUUAAUUAAAAAAAAAAACCAAGUGAUUACUAAAGCAUUAGGGCUUGAAUAUGUGUCUGCAGUCAGUGGGCAAAGUGCAACAUGUGGAUAUCCAUGGGGCUGGGAACACUUAAGACUGGUUGGUCCUCAGAGAAAUGGUCCCUUUGGACAAUAUACAGAAAAAUGGAUGUGGAGAGAAUUAGCCACUGGCAAGUCAUGUGGUAGGAAUGACUAUGAAGUGAACACACACACACCUGUUAUAAAUACUAAUACUGGAGUCUGUAUGUGGUAGAAUGUACUUGAAAAUAAUGACCCUUUUUCCACACAACCUCCCUUAUUUCUCUCUCUCUUUUGAUCCUGCAGUUAUUGCACUAGAGAAGAAGGAUGUCAUCAGUAAACUCGGAGACAACGCUACACUAAGUUGCAUUUAUGACAAAAAAGACUUGCAAUUGAAAAAUCUACGGGUAUAUUGGCAAAUCGCCGAUCAAGUGAAGUGUUCAGUUGUGCAUGCACUGGUCUCUGGUCAAGACAACUACAGCAAUCAGUGUAUUCAUUUUAAAAACAGGACUCAAUUAUUCUGGGACAGGUUGGAAAAUGGUGAUUUUUCUCUACUGCUACUGAAUGUCAGCCAGAGUGAUAAACAUACAUACAAAUGUAUAGUACAGGAGAAAAAAGAAUUUCCCAAAGUGGUUCACCAGGCAGAAGUGGUUCUCAGUUUAGCAGCUAGUUACAGCCAACCAAUACUCAGUGGACCAAUAAGAAACAGUACUGGAGAGGAGGUGACUUUCAGCUGCAGGUCUGGCAAUGGAUACCCAAAGCCCAACGUUUAUUGGAUAAAUAAAAUGAACAACAGUCUCCUGAACGCAUCAACGCUGGAGAUCAUCUCCCACGCCGACGGCACCUACAGCGUUUUCAGCACCCUGACGGUGAAAGCCACUUCCAACAUGCAAAUAGAGUGCUCCAUAGAAAAUGAAAUGCUGCAGGAAAAUCUAUCAGCCAAUUACACGGAGCUGAAGCAAAGCAAUGGUUCUAGCACAGAAAACCUAGGAAAAAAAGGAAGACUUGCUCAAGCAGCUGGCAUCAUUUGCAUUGUCAUUCUGAUAGGCCUUCUAGCUGUUUUAAUCUGCUGGCUGUGGAGACGGAGGUCCUCCCAUCUGCUGUCCUAUACAGAUGUCCCACCAAAUGAAUACAAAGAAGGACCCAACCUGCCUGCCUAAAUGGAAAGUCUGUCAACAAUUUGGGCAGCUGGAGAUGUGUCAAGAGAAGCAUCACUCCCUGUCUCAAUGGCAGCACUGUUUGUAAUACAACUGACAGAUUUCUGCCAAGAGAGAUGGCAAAAAAAAAAAA
Molecule: messenger RNA, 1569 nt
Organism: Lepidothrix coronata (blue-crowned manakin)
Lineage: Eukaryota; Metazoa; Chordata; Aves; Passeriformes; Pipridae
Gene: ICOSLG
Product: inducible T-cell costimulator ligand
Exons: 5
Coding region: 516-1439 (307 amino acids)
Biological process (GO): immune response; positive regulation of T cell proliferation; cell surface receptor signaling pathway
Cellular component (GO): external side of plasma membrane
Source: RefSeq, a predicted model, not a curated record